GUCAAUUUGAAAGCUUUGUGUUUUGGGGUUAGAAAUUAAGAUAUUUUCAUAAAAGUUCAAGUUUGUGCGCGAAAAUGUUUAUGGAACAUGAAAACAGUUAUGCUUAUAAUAUAAUGGAAAAUAAAGGAUAUGCGAUGAAGCUAAAUAAUAAACAAGACCAGGUACAUGUAUCUAAUUAUUCUUUGGAAGAAUUGUUAUCAGAGAAUUGGUCUAAGAAACCACCACAUACUAUUUUUGAAACUUUUUCUAUCCUUGGUGUAUUGUGUUCAGAACAUAAUAAAUGCAUAUCUGAUAAAGUCUUUGAUGAUUUUAUUGAUAAUUUAACAGAUAACUUGACAAAGGCAAGUGAUGCUGAGCUAAAAUUAAUAUUUUAUUCUUUGUUAAAAUGGCCUGUAGCAGAAUCUAUAAAAACAAGAAAUUUCAUAGAAGUUUGGGCAGCACUUGAUGAUGAAUGUCUAAAAAGAUUAAGAGACUGGUCAUAUGAUGAAAUGCUUGAGUUUAUCACCUUGUUUUACAUGCUUAAUGUUAACAGAGCAAGUGAUUAUUCAUAUAGAUGUUUAUUAAAAUUAGCUUCAAAGGCAAAACAUUUAACAGCUUCUCAGCUUGUAAGAACAAUGUUCUUUAUUGGUAUACAGAGAAAAUCACCAAAAGAUAUACAUCAAUUGGAGAUCUACAUCAAUGAAUGUUUCAAAGAAUUUUCUAUUGAUGAACUCGCAAUAAUUUCCAUGGGAUUUUUCAAAAGUAAAACUCCAAUAAGAAAUAUGGAUAUAAUAGUCAAAAUAAUAGAUAUAAUUUCAAAUAAUUCAUCCCAAAUACAUGAAAUUUCACUUGCAGCUUUACUGAAAAUAAUUAGAUAUUCAAUGAAGGUUACAACUGGGAACAAAAUAUAUUUGUUAUUAGAUAAAUUACAAGCAGAAGUGCCCAGGUUAUCAGUAAUGUGUAAUGUUCAUGUGGGGUUGUUGGGAACAUCAACAUUGACUUUACAUGAAGGAUGUUUAAAUGCGAUUUCAAAUAGAGUUGCUGAUGCAAUUUCAGAGACUAGAAUAAAAGAUCUAGAAAGAUUAACAUUGACUUUUGGCACAUUUAAUUACACACCACAAUCAAAAAACUUUCUACAAAAUAUAAUUGCAGAAUUGAAAAAACCAGAAAGAGAGGUUGAGCGUACUUUCUAUGGUAGAUCCUUUGUUUGUUGCGUAGCCUAUCUUGGCCUUUUAGGAAUACAUCCUGAAGAACUUAUAAAGCUGGUGUUUGAUCCAUUAUUUUUGCAAAAAACAUAUGGUAAACACAUUAUAACAUAUGGAAGAGAAAUUUUGACACUACACAAUAGGGUAAAAAUAUUUUACAAAGACUCUAACAUUAAACUUCUCAGUGAUAAAGAAGCAAUUAUACUAGCUAAAAAGUACACAGAUUAUGUCCCUAAUGAAAAUUAUAAAAAACAGUAUAAUGUUUCUGAAAGAAUGUUUUUAGAUGUUUUAAAUAUCUUGAAAGGAGCUAGAGGAGAUGAUUUUGUGACUGGUGGUCAUAUUUUGACACACCAUCAAAGAGGAGAUAUAAUUUUAUGCAAUGAUCAUAAAGGUUGUGCAGUGCCAGUGGGAGAUGCUUUUGAUAACAAACAUUUUGGGCUGCUAAGAACACCGCCUAAUAAUAAUACUUGGAUUGUUUUAAUAAUUGGUGGAAGAAAUGCAUUAAUUCAUAACACCAAAAUACCAAGUGGCCUGUUCAAAAGCAAAAUAAACGAACUUAAUGCUUUAGGAUACUGUGCGGAAUUGGUUUUAUGGGAAGAAUUUUCGAACCGGAAAACCAAAGAAGAAAAAUUAGAAUAUUUAAAAGUUUUGAUUGAUAAUAUUACAGAUAUGUAG
Papilio machaon (common yellow swallowtail) is the source of this 1859-nucleotide messenger RNA. Its product is annotated as FAST kinase domain-containing protein 5, mitochondrial. Bases 75 to 1859 code for a protein of 594 amino acids. The transcript has 5 exons. Lineage: Eukaryota; Metazoa; Arthropoda; Insecta; Lepidoptera; Papilionidae. The record is from RefSeq and is a predicted model, not a curated record.